Molecule: messenger RNA, 2862 nt
Organism: Anguilla rostrata (American eel)
Lineage: Eukaryota; Metazoa; Chordata; Actinopteri; Anguilliformes; Anguillidae
Product: CD209 antigen-like protein E
Exons: 7
Coding region: 64-789 (241 amino acids)
Source: RefSeq, a predicted model, not a curated record
CCCAGUUACACAUUCACUCGGGCUUUUUAGUUACAUCAUGUCUAUCUCCAUUGGUGUUCUUGAAUGGUAGUUAAUCCUUAUAAGUGUGAGAUGGAGUCCAACGAAACUGGAAAUACAGAAAUUACUUUCUCCCGCCUGGACCAGGAAGAGUUUUUCCCCAAAGGAACUCUUCCUUGGCCCAGUGCUCAGAUUGCCCGUAUGCCCCACAGAUGGUUCAAAGUCCUGCUGGUCGUACUUUGCUUUGCCCUGCUGUGUGGACUCAUUGCUCUGGGUGUCCUCUAUGUUGAGAAGAAUAACAUGGCUGAUUCCCUGGAGGCCAGAAACAGGAACCUCUCUGCUUCUAUGUUCUCACUGCAACAGGAGCUAGCAGCAAAUGGAGGGUGUAUCUGGACAAGGCACCUUGGACGGGCCUACUACUUUUCCUCUCAGAGAAUGAACUGGACGCAAAGUCGUGAUUACUGCAUCUCAAAGGGGGCAACACUGGUCAUUAUCAAGAGUGAACAGAAACAGAGCUUUUUGCUUGCCAACAUUCGUGAGACCCACUGGAUUGGGCUGAGUGAUCUGGAAACCGAAGGACAGUGGCACUGGGUGGAUGACACACCUAUCAGUCCGACAGAAAUUCAGUUUUGGCACACAAGGCCAAAUGGGGAGCACGAGCCGGAUAACUGGACUGGGGGCGGAGAUCCGACUGGAGAAGACUGUGCAGCCUUGGGUUACUCAGGUGGAAAUCUUGAAGAAUGGUUUGAUGCCUCCUGCACUGUACAAAAAAGAUUUGUGUGUGAAAAAUGAAUUUCAGUUUCAUUUCUCUCAGCUGUGUCUACUUGUCUAUGACUGGUCCUUGAAUUUAGAACAGUUGGGACAAAAUGAUACAGCUGAGGCUAAAAAUUUACAUAUACCUAGGCUAAACACAUUCAAACUUAUUUUUUCACAACUCCACACAUUUCAUGUUACCAUACAUUUCCUGUGUUAAGUCAAUUAGGGUAUCUACUUUGUUUCCAUAAGAGGUCAUUUUUAAAAGUAAUAGCUAAGAGACAGAUUUAUUUCAGCUUUUAUGUACUAUAUCAGAAUUUCAGUAGGUCAAAUGUUUACAUACACUUUGUUAGUAUUUGGUGGCAUUGCCUUUUAAUUGCUUAAUUUGAAUCAAAUGCUUGGGGUAGCCUUCCACAAGCUUCUCACAAUACUGGAAUCUUUGCUCAUUCCUCCUGACAGAACUGGUGUAACUCAGUCAGGUUUGUGGGCCUCCUUGGUUGGACACGCUUUUUCAGUUCAGUGCACACAUUUUCUAUGGGAUUCAGAUGAGGGCUUUGUGAUGGCCGCUCCAAUACUUUCACUGUGUUGUCUUUAAGCCAUUUUGUUACAACUUUGGAGGUAUGCUUAGGAUCAUUGUCCGGCUGGAAUACCCAGUUGCGACCCAGUUUUAACUUUCUAGCUGAUGUCUUGAGGUGUUGCUUCAGUAUUUCUAGAUAAUCAUGAUGCCAUCUAUAAGUGCACCACCACAACAUGUUGCCUCCCCCAUGCUUCACAGUUGGUAUGGUGUUCUUUAGAUUAAAAGCCUCACUCUUUUCCCUCCAUACAUAGCGCUGAUCAUUAUGGCCAAACAAUUAAAUUUUUGGACCAGAGAACACUCCACCAAAAGGCUAGGUCUUCAUCCUGGUGAUCACCUGUAAGCUUCAGUCUGGAUUUUUUAUGCCGGUCUUGGAGUAUGGGCUUCCUCCUUGCGUGACAGCCUUUCAGGCCAUGGGGAUGUAGGAUUAUAUUAAUGGUGGAUGUAGAUACUUGUAGAUACCUGAUGCCUCCAAGUCCUUCACCAGUUUCUUUGAUGUUGUCUUGGGGUUCAGUUGAACCUUUCGGGCCAAAGUUUGUUGAGCCCUGGGAGUUAAUUUGUGCCUCCUUCCUGAACGAUGCAGUGUCUGUGUGGUCCCAACAUUUUUAUAUUUGCAAACAAUUGUUUGCACAGAUGCUUGUGGUACCUUUGGUUGUUUGGAAAUUGCUCCCAAGGAGGAACCGGACUUGUGGAGGUCCACAAUUUUUUUCGGAGGUCUUGACUGGGUUGCUUGGAUCUUCCCAUGGUAUCAAGGGCAAAAUCGUUGUGGCUCUAAAGGUAGGCCCUUAAAUACAGCCACAGGUGCCAAUUAACUCCCAACUAACUCCUAAUUGUGAAAAUAUGCCAAUCAGAAGCAUCUAAAAAAUUAAUUACAUCAAUUUAUGGAAUCUUCCAGACUGUUUAAAGAGACAGUCAACUUGGUGUAUGUAAACUUUUGAUGCACUGGAAUUCUGAUACAGUGAAUUAAAGCUGAAAUAAACCCGUCUCUGAUUUAAAAAUACCUUUACCUACCUUCCUAUUUGACUUGCCAAAAGAAAUGUAUGGUAACAUGAAAUGUGCGGAGUUGUGAAAAACUGUUUGAAUAUCUUAGCCUAGGUGCAUCUUUUGGCCUCAACUGUAUGUGUGACCGAAGAGCCACAAACAAAUAUUUAGCUGAGCAGAAAAACCUGAGAAACACUAAUCAACUAACUGCAUACUACCACUUGAUAGGAACUGCUUUAUUUAAGAUAUGUAUUUUAAUUUAAUAAAAUUUUAAAAUGUAUAAUUGCAGAAGCUGUGUUAGCCACCUCUCUAGAGACAAUGCUGCUAUCUAGGACAAUUUAAUGUUGCAAUUAGCCAAUACAUCACAUGCUAAUUCUGUUUUAUUUAAGAUAUGCAUUUUCUUAUUGUUUAAUUGAUCAUUGCAGAAGCUGUAUUAACUGCCUUUCUAGAGACAACACUGCUAUCUAAGAUGAUUUCAUGUGAUCAUUUCCUGGUACAUUGCAUCCUAUUUCACUGAUACACAUAAUUUAUUUUUGAUUAAAUUUAAGAUAAAUGUA